Messenger RNA from Arctia plantaginis, 1029 nucleotides. The record is from the annotation of a GenBank genome assembly. Lineage: Eukaryota; Metazoa; Arthropoda; Insecta; Lepidoptera; Erebidae.
AUGUUUUCUCGUGCUUUGAAACCCAUCGCUGCUGUAGCGGUCCAGAAUGGCGCUAAGAACUUCUCCACUACCUCACAGAAAAACUUCAAAGUUGUAGUUGCUGGUGCCUCUGGUGGUAUCGGUCAGCCCUUGUCUCUUCUCUUGAAGCAGAAUGCUCUGGUUACUCACCUGGCCCUGUACGAUCUUGCACCAGUCACCCCUGGUGUCGCGGUCGACCUAUCGCACAUGGACACACCUGCCAAGGUCACAGGACACAAGGGCCCUGAGCAACUCGCUGAUGCGAUUAAAGGUGCUGACCUCGUUGUGAUCCCUGCUGGUGUGCCCCGUAAGCCUGGUAUGACUCGUGAUGACCUGUUCAAUACGAACGCAUCCAUCGUACGUGAUCUCGCAUCCGUUGUCGCUAAGGAAGCGCCUAAAGCCAUCAUGGCUAUCAUCACCAACCCCGUCAACUCCAUGGUGCCUAUUGCAUCUGAGGUCUUGAAGAACGCUGGAGUCUACGAUCCAAACCGCGUUCUCGGUGUGACCACCCUGGAUGUGGUUCGUGCCUGCUCAUUUAUUGGAGAGAUUAAUGGCGUGGACCCCCGUACCGUGUCCAUACCUGUCAUCGGAGGCCACUCCGGUGUGACCAUCAUUCCCUUGCUCAGCCAGGCGAAGCCCGCUGUCAAGUUAACCAACCAGGCAGAUAUUAAGAAGCUUACCGAAAGGAUCCAGGAAGCUGGUACUGAAGUCGUAAAGGCCAAGGCCGGUGGCGGUUCCGCUACCCUUUCCAUGGCGUAUGCUGGUGCGCGUCUUGCUGGUUCCGUACUCAGAGGUCUGGCUGGAGAAGCUAAUGUAGUAGAAUGCGCGUAUAUCAAGUCUGACCUGACAGAAGCGGGCUAUUUUGCCAACCCUGUUCUCUUCGGCAAGAACGGUGUGGCCAAGAACCUCGGCUAUGGCGAACUCAACAAGUUCGAACAGGAGCUCCUCAAGGCUGCCAUUCCUGAACUCCUGAAGAAUAUCGAGACUGGUGUAAAAUUUGUGAAGAAGUAA